Phasianus colchicus (ring-necked pheasant) is the source of this 2959-nucleotide messenger RNA. It is a transcript of the gene ARL6, whose product is annotated as ARF like GTPase 6. Gene Ontology annotation, molecular function: GTPase activity; GTP binding. The record is from RefSeq and is a predicted model, not a curated record. Lineage: Eukaryota; Metazoa; Chordata; Aves; Galliformes; Phasianidae.
AGACUGCAUAUAAAGAAAAAGGUAUUUUUCAAUCACGGUGGUGAGGCAGUGGUACAGGCUGCCCAGAGAGGCGGCGGACACCCCGUCAGCAUUUAAACGUAGGGUCGUGGCAGGAAACAGACCGCAUUUUAGUUUCAAUCUGCCACGUUCUUUAAGCCACCUUAAGCCUGCACACCAAACCUAGAACCACUACGCAUAGCUGCGCUACGCCGCUCCGCGAAAGCGAAAGCAACCUGAAGCGCCUCCACGGGGAGGGGCGUUGAGUCGGCGCCAACUGCGGGAGUUCCCCGGAAGCGGCGUUGGUUACCACGGCAACGGCGCAGGCGGCGGCGGCGGCGGGCCUCAACCCGGCCGACAUUUCGUAGGCCGAGAUCUUACCUCUGAAGUUUACAGACGAGGCUCCAGGCUGCACUAGAAAGUAACGUGUUCUUGAGCAGGGUUUUACUUGAUGAUAAACAGUAAGCUUUAAUUUGCCUCCAGUGUUCAUAUGUAUUUUAAAAUAAGGAGUUGGACAUAAGGUUCAGCAACUCACAUUAGCAGGCGCUGAGGAAGGUGAUCUGUGUGUGUUUGACCCAGAACUAUGGGACUGUUUGACAAGCUAGCAGGGUGGCUUGGGCUGAAGAAAAAGGAGGUUCAUGUUUUGUGCCUUGGUUUGGACAACAGUGGCAAAACAACGAUCAUCAAUAAACUUAAGCCUUCAAAUGCUCAAACUCAGGACAUUGUUCCAACGAUAGGAUUCAGUAUAGAGAAAUUCAAGACAUCCAGUUUGUCUUUCACAGUUUUUGAUAUGUCAGGCCAAGGCAGAUACAGAAACCUCUGGGAACAUUACUACAAAGAAGGCCAGGCCAUUAUUUUUGUCAUUGAUAGCAGUGACAAAUUAAGAAUGGUUGUGGCCAAAGAAGAACUUGACACUCUUCUGAAUCAUCCAGAUAUUAAGCACCGUCGACUGCCUAUUCUUUUCUUUGCUAACAAGAUGGACCUCAGGGAUGCAAUAUCAUCUGUGAAAGUAUCUCAGUUAUUAUCAUUAGAAAACAUCAAAGACAAACCUUGGCAUAUCUGUGCCAGUGAUGCUCUUAAAGGAGAAGGCUUACAGGAAGGUGUGGACUGGCUCCAAGAUCAGAUGCAAGCAAUGAAGACAUGAGAGAUAAAUAAAAGAUGUAUGGUGUUUUCUCUUACAAACUUUGCUAGCAGCUGACCAGUUCUUGGAAAGGAAGAAAGGCUUAAAGGAAAUGGAACACUUCAGCUAAAUAUUCUGUGAUGAUUUGUUUCCUUUUAGUAUCUCUACCAGAAAAAGUAAAUAUAGAUAACAUAGUAUCUCAGGUAUGCACAUCCAUGAAUUAAAUUGAACUGUGUGACAGGGGAGCAUAUUUAAAACCAAAAAUGUGUAAGUAAUAAGCAUCUGCAUUCAUUUGAGUUUUUGGUGAUAAUUAGCCAUGGGGCAGUGUGCCACUUCUGGGGGGACAGUAACUUUUGAACAAACGGAAGUAUUGAUAUUCCUGAGGAUGAGUAGUCAGUACUUCCUGAAAUGAACUACAUGAAAUAUCUAAAAUAGAGUUCCUACAAACAGUAGGUUUUUUUAAUUGAAAGUUUUGACAUUGAGAUUUUUUCAAGUGACUAUCUGCAGUAGAUUGCUAGAAGAAUAUUUUGAGGUUAAGAUGGGUUCAAAUGUUAAAUGCAGCUUUUACAAAUGACUGCAGAUGUUUUGAGGAAUUUCUCAUUAUCAAAUGUUACAAACAUUUUCUGUGCUAUGUCAUGGUUAUAUUUGUAUUCCCAUCAAUAAAACUUCAGAUAUACAACAUGUCAUGUUUUUGCUUUUUUAGACAUAAAUAUGUUCAUUGAUGCUCUCUACGUGGUAGAGAAAUUUGCUUUUCAGUUAAUCUCAUUUGGAUUUUUUGUCCAUUUUUUAAUGCAAGUAGGAUUUUAUAAUAAAGCAGUUCCUCUUUUUUCAAUCUUUUUUUUUUUUUUUAAUUGCAUACAGUUCAUCUUUCUAAUAAGCAAGACUGCAGUUUCAGGUGUUUAUGAGCGUAUGACUGAAAAUUACAUUUUGGAAAUACAGUUAAGAGGCACUAGUCUACUAGAUCACUAAAAUUUAAUAUGUAUUAUACUUGUCUUGUGCAUAAAAACUAUUUUACUUUCAAGAAUGACUUUAAUAAACUUUCUGACUUCAAAGAUACACUCCAGGUAACAAAUUAAGGUAGUGCUAAGCACUUUAUUUUUGUCAUGCCACCUCUUCCCAUUUUAAUGCCUCUUCCCAUGUCUGAUUAACAGGAGAACUUGCACUGGGAGUGAUGAAGGUGGUUCUUUACUGUAUUUUUCUCCCACUACCUGAUUCCUGUGGGAGAUGCGACAUGUAGGUUUUGAAAAACUUUUUCCCCUGUGUUAAUGUUUAAAACACAGAGAUGUUCUGUAAGCAAUGCCUUUUCUGGCUCACUUAAUAGAGGAAUAUUUGGAGCAAAGGGAGCUACCUGAAAUGGUAAAACUUUCAUGUAUUUUCAGCUUUUUAAACAGCUAAUUCUAAGUCACUUGCUCUGCUCAAGGCAAUGCUUACUGUAAUAAUCUUUCUUACUGGAUACUAUUUUUCUGACAGUUGUUUGUCAUGAAAAUAUUUGUUCUUGAAGCCCAUUUCUGUGCCACCUUUGGCCUUCUGUCAACUCUGCAUCUCAAAUGUACAUAAUUAAAUAUGAAAAAAGAAAACUCAUGUACAACUCUGAGAGGUUUUACUAACUUGGAAUUUUGUGGAAAAUAACUUUUGGCUUGCUUUGCAUUGGAUGUUAUGGUAACAGUACUUGUUGGAAGCAUUUUUUCAUAGUAUAAAUAUUUUGUAAUUAUUUUGGUUCACUUAGAUGACUUAUUUAAAUGAGAUAUUUAAUUUUAAGUUGGCAUUAUUUUUUUCCCCUACUAAAGCAAGAUUUAAAUUCUUAAAUAAAACCUAUCUCCAUUUCUGCUUUUAUUGAAUAAA